This is a messenger RNA of Bufo gargarizans (Asiatic toad), 2094 nucleotides long. Its product is annotated as BPI fold-containing family B member 4-like. The record is from RefSeq and is a predicted model, not a curated record. The transcript is spliced from 18 exons. Lineage: Eukaryota; Metazoa; Chordata; Amphibia; Anura; Bufonidae. The coding region runs from base 172 to 1935 and encodes 587 amino acids. Gene Ontology annotation, molecular function: lipid binding.
GUGAAUUUCCUGCAUGAUUUAAUAAAGCACAAGAAGUAUUAUAUGCGGUAGGCUCGGCUCCACUUUUCAGCGAGGACGAGCUUCUAGAGGACAGUCAGCAGCUACUGCCCAGCCAAGAUCUGGAGGAGAGAUCUGCCACUUCCUCCAAUAGACGGAUAUAUAGAUCCAAAGAUGUACAGACAAUGGCGUGUCUGCUUCGUAUGUAUAUUGCUCAUCCAGGCUCAUGGUUAUAGUAGUGCUGACAGAGGAAACACUGGGGCUAAGCUUCGAGUGUCAAAUGGAGCGUUAAAUAAUGCUGUCUCAGGCCAAAUGAAAGGAAAAAAUUCGCAGAACAAUUUGAACAUGCCAGCCAUGGGUAGUGGUGGUGGGGACCUUGUUGGGGGUUUGGUUGGUGGGUUGCUUGGUGGUGGCGGUGGAGGAGGUGGAGGUCUCUUGGGUGGUGUCCUGGGAGGUGGAAAUGGAGGUGGUCUUUUAGGUGGUGUACUUGGUGGAGGAGAAGGUGGUGGAGGUGGCCUUCUUGGCGGGCUUCUUGGUGGAGGUGGUGGAGGUGGUGGAGGUGGUGGCCUUCUUGGUGGUAUUCUUGGAGGUUCUGGUGGUGGUGGGCUACUUGGAGGCAUUCUAGGUGGUGGGGGUGGUGGAGGCAAUCCCCCUGGUUACACCGAUCCUCACAUUAAUGGUGGCAUCCUAGGAAAUGGUGGCUUGCUUGGUGGACUGCUUGGAGGAGGACUUCUAGGAAUACUUGGCAAUGGAGGACUUCUAGGAACAGUACAGGGUAUAACUGGACUACGAAUUAUAGACCUUACACUUCCACAAAUAUCUUUGCGUCUUUUGCCUGGUAUUGGAGUACAUCUUAACCUCUACACGAAAGUGGCAAUCAAUGGAAAUAGCCUUCUAGGGUUUCUUGAUAUCAUGGCGGAAGUAAACAUUACAGCAAGAACCAGACUGACACAGGAGUCUUCAGGAGUUCCCCGCUUGGUUAUUGAAGAUUGCCAAGCACUACUUGGUGGAAUAAAUAUCAGGCUACUAAGAGGAUUACUUUCUGGAAUCCUGGAUGGGCUUCUCACCAACCUGCUUCGAAAUAUUUUACCAGGAGUGUUAUGUCCGGUGGUGAACAUCGUGCUAGAUUUAACCAAUGGCCUUCUUCUCACUGUAAACUCAUUGGUCCCCCUUGGAUUGAUUGGCAGUAUUCAGUACACGGUAUCGAGUCUUCCAAUAGUGACCGGACAGUUUAUUGAAUUGGAUUUAAAUACAGUGGUAAGCCAGCUGGGUGGUGGCCUUAUUGAUUACCCUCUUGGCCACAAGGAGCAGAUUACUUUGCCACCAAUGAAGGAUGCAUCUGAAUCCCAGCUUGGUCUCUCUGCCAAUUUCCUGGCAUGUGUUUUAACUGCAUUGCAAAAAGAGGGCCUGAUGGACAUUGAAAUAUCAAGUGGAGAUGUACCUGGAGUUCCACCACUUACAACAACUGCUAUCGGUGGAGUAAUUCCAAAGGUGGCUGCUAUGUAUAAGGAAGAACGGCCAUUAUUGUUAAAGAUUACUGUUUCUGAUCCUCCAGUUGUUAAACUGCAGAACAAAAAAGGUCUUGUGAAAUUAUUUGUCCAAACAGAAAUCCUGGUCUCCAAUGCAGAUUCCUCAGAGACCCAACUCUGUAUCCUUGGUGUGGAUGCACAAUUUGGAGCUUCAUUUUCUGUAUAUGGAGAUAAAUUGAAAAUCACCAUGUCUGUAGACAGCACACAUCUUUCUAUAGUCUCAACGUCAAUUGGAAAAUUUGAUGUCUCUAUACUAGAAGGAUUGGUUGGUACCCUAUUCAACCUUGCAUUCCUGCCAUCGAUAAACACGGUUUUAGGGAGCGGAAUACCUUUACCUCAGCUGAUGGGCUUAGACUUUAAUGAUUCCGACAUUGAUAUCCUGGAUAAUCUUAUUGUAUUAAAUGCGUGAAAAAGAUAUCAAAUUAUGGUAAUGUUAACAAGGUGAAUUAUAGUUAUGUACAAAUAAACCAUGUGCCCUUGUACAAACCAAUAAGGGCCUUCCAGAUCCAGCAAGCAGCCUAUUUUGAUUUGUCCGACGGAUGGAAGAACAAAGACUGCCUAACUAUUC